This is a messenger RNA of Strongylocentrotus purpuratus (purple sea urchin), 2733 nucleotides long. Its product is annotated as cap-specific mRNA (nucleoside-2'-O-)-methyltransferase 1. Gene Ontology annotation, biological process: 7-methylguanosine mRNA capping. Gene Ontology annotation, molecular function: nucleic acid binding; methyltransferase cap1 activity. NCBI's taxonomy places the organism in Eukaryota, Metazoa, Echinodermata, Echinoidea, Camarodonta, Strongylocentrotidae. The coding region runs from base 83 to 2653 and encodes 856 amino acids. The transcript has 20 exons. Gene Ontology annotation, cellular component: nucleus; cytoplasm. The record is from RefSeq and is a predicted model, not a curated record.
UCACAGGAAUCCAACUGCUAACCAGAGCCAAAAGAAGGAUCAAAACUCAAUUUUUGUUGUACACUUUAACGCUAUUUUGAGGAUGGAUAGGAAAAGAAAAUACGACGGGGAGUCAGAUGGACCACCUCUGUCCAAGAAAUCAAAUUUCAAUGAUGGGGAUGACGGUGGAGGAGGGGGUGUGUCUUUUGCCCCCCAGCAGAUGUUCAAAUCCCUGAGCGAUGCAUCCACAGACUCUUCUGAUUCUUCAUCUUCGAUUGGAUCUCCACCGCCUCUCUUCAAACCGAUGGGCCUGGGGGCAUCAGUGGCCCCAUCAAUGGCCCCUUCCAAGCCAGCAGCGCCAUCAUCAUCUUCAGGAUACAGCUCAGCUGCACAGAAAAUGAUGGCUAAAAUGGGUUACAAAGAAGGCGCAGGACUUGGUAAAAAGGGCAAAGGUCGUGUGGACAUCGUUGAAGCAUCCAAACAAAGAGGGCGACGUGGUCUCGGUCUCAAGACGGCUGGAUUUGAACCUAGCACUGAAGUGGUGUGGGCCGGAGAUGAAAAGGUGUCUUCUGAAGAAACCGUUGAAUGGAUGGAGCCAUCACAAGGUAUCCUGACCAGCGCUGAGAUAGAGGAAUGGAAAGUCCUGUGGGAUGCCCAAAAGCAAAAGCUGACAAUUGAUGAUGAGACAGAAUUUUGUGAUGAAACCCUGCUGAAGAUACUCCUUGAACAAAAGUCGACCUUUGACCGCCUUGACGCAGAGGAGAUGAGGCAAGCCAGAACCCGUUCCAACCCCUAUGAGACAAUCCGGGGUGGUAUCUUCCUGAAUCGAGCAGCCAUGAAGAUGGCUAAUAUGGACUUUCUCUGUGAUUAUAUGUUCACAUCACCAAAACACCCAGAUAGGACGCCGGUGGUGAAAGACAAUGAGCUCCUAUAUUUUGCUGAUGUGGCUGCUGGCCCUGGAGGUUUCUCAGAGUACGUGGUGUGGAGAAGAACACAGUCUCAAACCAGGAGGGACUUCCGGGUCAAAGGUUUUGGGUUCACCUUGAAAGGUAGCUGUGAUUUCAAGCUGGAGAACUUCUUCUCAGCAUCUCCAGAAUUCUUUGAACCUCACUAUGGUGUGAAUGGGAGUGAUGGUGAUGGGGAUGCUACAAACAGUGAGAACCAAAGUGAGUUCAGAAGAUUUGUAAUGGAGCACACGGAUGGGAAAGGUGUCCAUUUCGUCAUGGCCGAUGGGGGUUUCUCUGUGGAAGGUCAGGAGAAUAUCCAGGAGAUUCUCAAUAAACAACUGUUGCUAUGUCAGUUCUUGGUUGCCAUGUCAAUAGUCAGAGAAGGUGGUCACUUUGUGUGUAAGACCUUUGACCUCUUCACACCAUUCAGCAUUGGUCUGAUCUACGUCCUUUACCGGUCAUUCGAACAAGUCUCCCUCUUCAAACCCGUCACAAGCAGACCAGCAAAUUCAGAAAGAUAUGUGAUCUGCAGGGGUCGUAGGUCGGGAACUGACCCGACGCAUGACUUCCUCUACGACCUGAAUGUGACCUUGAACAUGCUGAAACCAAGUAAACAGGAUGUGCUUGAGAGUGUUCCUCUCGGUGUGCUGCAAGCAGACGACGCCUUCAUGGACUACGUCAUAGCACAGAAUGAAAGGCAAGCUGAAACUCAAACCCAAGGUCUUGCCAAGAUCCAGGCCUACGUACAGAACUCCGAUCUGAUUGAGAUGGAACAGAAGAGGAUGAGGGAUGAAUGUCUGGCACUCUGGGGGUACAUCCCAGGAAGAUCAAGAGCAGCUCCCAAAGUCCCAGAUACAGCUACUAAGUUCAGUGAACUUUGCCAGGAGGAUCGGGGCGACUGCGGUUACUUCUGCAGGAUUGCCAUGCCGUUGGACAAGGAGAACUUUGCUCAGAAAGUCAAGAGUGUGUAUGACUAUCGCUGUACAGUGUCUGCAGGAGAGCGCUACUUUGUUCUUGGUGUUGGGAGAUCUAAUGUAUUCUUCUGGGAUGGGAAGCACCAACCCCCUAGGUGGAGGAAGCUAGAGAAGUGUAAGCUACGGCUACCAGGAGACACCCUCUUUGAAGCAGAACUUCUCGAGGAACUCAAAGGAGAGGGCUCGGGUCAGAGGAGAAUGUUAACGGCUCAUAUCAUAGACGCUAUGUGGUUAGCAGGUCAGGAUGUGCAUUCAUUACCGUACUCAGAGAGAGUCCAAAGGAUUAGUUUGUUUGUCAAAGCAGUGAAUCGACCUACGAGAUCUGACCUGACGCCUCUGAGGGUCAAAGAGGUCUUCAGAUGUCAGGAUGUCUCAGAGAUAAUGGAUAGACUGGUGAUGCUAGUGGUGAAGGGUGGAGGAAGGCAAAGAAGACUGUGUUACAGGAUGGAUAAUGGUAGACAUUACAUGCCACAGGGAAUCUUCUUCAUCAAGACGUGCAAUGAUCCAUGGACAGUGCAAUGGAGUAGGACUCAGAAGAGGUUGUAUUUCUUCAACAUGAGCAAUCGCAACUCAGUGUUUGAGUAUCCCCCAGAGAGCAUCGCCUCGUUCAAAGCAUGUCGGAUCCAUCGGUUGCUGUGGGCCUGGGAGGAAGGGGUCAAAGUUCACGACCAGCAAGAGAUGAGGCAGGACCCCAGCAAGCUCUCCAAGGAGAUGGUGUUAGAUCACAUCAAGAAGCAGAGAGUCGUGUUAUAGAAGAGGAGACGGAGGGAGGAUUAACAGAAGGAAAGAGGAAGAAAGAAAGACUCGUCAUCUUGUCAAGGGACGCGGGGUGA